UCAGCAACACAACUUACCAGCGAUGUUAAAGUACAAAAGUCAAUGGCGUAGCGGCGAAACGCACAGUCACGAGUUGCAAGCACACGAGUACGGUCGGAAAAUUCUAAAAUAUCGAAGAGCAGCAGAAAGAAAAGUGCCACAACAAAACCAAAGAAUGUAGCAAGGAAGGCAGUGAGAAACAAUUUUUAUUCAAUAAAAAAAGUAUUCAAUUGAAAUCAAAGUGUGCAGGAGUGAGUUUUUUUUUUACAUCGCGAGUGGUCAAUGCAUUCGGCGAGCAUUAAGGGGUGAAUUGGCCGGAUGCAGUAGUGCGUGACGAAGCUUAAUUAAAGUGACGCUAGCCAGUGCAGACGAAAUAAGUACUACCGGUCGCUAUGUGGUUUUUUCUUUUUUUUCGACUAAAAAAAAACUAAGGCAAAAGUCCAAGGAUAUUAUUAAGUGCACUCGUGGAAGUUGAAGACUAUAUUUAUUUGCUUAAAGUGAAAUUAAAUUGGCAGAGCAAAGAAAAUUUACGGAAACAAAAGUGUGGCGCAUGUGUAAGUUGUGACGAAAUAUCCAUCGAUAGAACUUUUAUGUCUCAAUAAAGGUCAUCUAAAAUACGCUUUCUAGCAGAGCUCUCCACUUUUUUGUCUGUGUUUGUGUAAUAUGUUCUUUCGCCGCAUGUUUGCGCGCAAGGACAGCAGUGGCAGCGGCGACAAUGCUCCGUACAAUUAUCAUAAUGAGGAUGUAAACGCUAACGACAACCAAGACGACGACGACGAACGCGAUAAAGUUGGUGCUUUAGGAGGUGGCGCAACAGCGCGCGGCAAGCGCCACAGUAACCACAACGGCAAUGUGAACGGCACACUCAGCAAUGGAACUAGCAGCAGCAGCGAAUAUGAGUUGCAACGCCGACGUACUUACGGCUCUGCGGCAGCGGCUUCUUCAAGCGCGGCAGCUGCCUCCAAGCACAGUCAUUCCGCAAGCACGCUGCACCGCGCUGCAACUUCCGCACCGGCUACGGUCCAGCUGACGCCGCUUUGGGAACACAUACUACGCACGCGUACCUUUCCCGACAACGUUUAUCCGGGUAAAAUAUUUGGUGAAUUUCUCGAACGUCUACGCGAUCCCGAAUGGCAAGUGCGUCAGCAUGCGCUACGCGUUUUUGUCGAUGUAUUGGUGGUAAUGCGCGCCGAGGCGGAUGCGUAUAUGGAUGCGCUGAUAGCGCCAUUGGUGGAGAAUUUAGGACAUCAGGCGCCUACCGUGAGGAAAGGCGCGCUGGACUGUCUGCGCGUAUAUCUCGCCGAGACGGCAAUGCCCGAAACGAUAUUGCUGCAGAUACUCGAUAUCGGGCUGAAUCAGAAAAUAACCAAUGAACCAUUUGGUGGACGCUUAACAUGCGGUGUUAUGCUAUCCUUACCAGCGCUGGUUCAUUCAACGUUGAACACUAACAAGCGGCAUUACACACUGCGCACUGCCAUAGAUAUGCUAGUGCAGAAGAUGGGACAGGUGACGCAUCAGGAGAUCACGCUGAAAGUGCUUUCGAAAUUACGUGACCUAGUGGGUGAGGAUGAGUUUCGCGAUUAUAUGACUACGAGCGCGUAUCGCGAAUUCGACUUGUUGUGUAAUGUUUACAGCGUAGAUGACAAAGCAAUUGGUAGUGCGAGCGGACAUGGUGGUGGUCAUGGUAGGAGCGCGAAUGCCAACAGAGGUGCUGGCACUUGGCAUAUGUUGACAAAGCAGCCGCUGGUAAGCUGCUGGCGCUCAUCGGAUGAGGAGCAAAUGCUCGAGGAGGCGGCUAAAGCGCGAGUUAUUAUGGAAACUGAAAUAAAAAUCAAUGAUGAUACGUUAACUAUGCGCAUUCUCGAGGCAAAGGACGAUGAUUUCGACACCGAAGUCGAUACAGUCUCGAGUCCGCGUAAGUCUGUGGACACAUACCCGAAUAGUUUGGAGGAUGAUGUCGUCUGCGGUCGCCUACCAAGCGCAACACAUGAUGCUGAGCGCGAUGAGUUAAGCGCAGUGGUGCGUCUACUAAGCGAUUCCGAAUUCGAUAUGGAGGAUGACUCCAAUGCAGUGGAGCAAAAAUCAAACUUGCGGGACCGCCAAGAAUAUUACAGCGUCGUAACGCCAUCGACGCCUUCGCGCACGCCGAAACGUGUAACAUUCGGUGGCGAAGUGGUGAAGAUGCGUACGCCGGACAGCGACGCUAACACAUCAAAUAAUCGAGGCAAUAAUGACGCUGCAGCUGAGCUUCAGCACGCACUCUCUGCCAAGCCAACUGGGAAUCAAAAUGACAUUGACGCAGAGUCUUCCCAGCGCACUAUUACAACAACAACUACCACAACAACCGAGAUAACAAUUAUUAGCACGCCAUCCACGUCCGCCACUAGCAGUCCCCUGCCCGAGGAGACAAACAACAGCAAGACUAUGGCAUUGAGCGUGGAAAUAAUCGAUGACAACACCAAGCCGCUGCCGGUGUCGUCGCCGGAGGCAGAACGCUUACCAGUGGCGCGUCCAAGAACAGCACAAUCACCAGGGCGUGCGCAAAUGUCAAGCAUUGCCAACGAUGGUGGCGGCGCUGCGUCCACAGCAGACGACGCGAGCCCUUUAAGCUCUUCUGCGAAUACACACGAUUCUCAUUCGCCACCCAAGCGACGUGACUCCGUGACAAGCGCCGGCACCGGCGCCAACUUAUCACCAUUCUCGCCAUCAUACAAGCGACACAGUAUCAGUCCUGUAGAUAGCAUUAUCAGUCCUAAGACACCACACAAACCCAUCGAGGUGAUGCACAACUUGCAGCGUGAUCCCUCGCCAGUGCGUUCGCGCAGCGCACGACGUGCUGAGGUGGUAAGAGAGGGCGCGCAACCUAGUAUAGGCGAGAAAAUUGACACCUUACUGACGACGCACGCCACACAGACAACACAUAUGCCACGCGCACAGACGCCCUCACCGCUGCCACCCAAAACGUGGGAGGAAUUGGAUAUUGUCGAUUAUGAUACUUUAUUGGAUUUACGUUCAGGGAACUGGCAUCACCGCCUGCAGGGCGUUGCUCAACUCGAGGUAGCUUUGCGCAACACCGAUACACUGGCACAAGUUCAACCGUGUCUGGAUAGUUUACUCCGCACUUUACUCUUCUCUGAACGUAAUCCAGACGUGGCCGAGGCAAAGCAACAACUGCUAAUCAAUCUCAUAACACGUUUGCCACUCGAUAACUUGGAGGAUCGUACAACACAAAUAAUGACCGGGCUGUGUCGCCAAGGUGGCGCUGGAGCGAAUCGCGUAUGCAAAGCAUUGAUGCAUCGACUGCCGGCGGCGGCAAUUGUACUCAAAUUAUUGUCGCAAGAAUUUUUGCAUGCAAAGAGCUCAAGGUUCCGCGAACACGCGCUCCAAAUGGUUAUGUACUCGCUGAUGACCUUUCCUAGCACUUGCUUUGACAUGACCACCUGCGUUACCCAUGCCACAUAUGCCGCCCUAAAUCGCAAGCGUCGCGUGCGUCAAGCCGCUUUAGAUGUGCUCGCUAUUUUGGGACAAAUAACCAAUACACGCGCUGUACUGGAUGUGGUACAAGGUUUGGCUGCCGCACGAGAAGAUGGCCCAGCGCUGAUUUCAGCGGUGCGUACGCGACUUUCGCGCAAGCAAAUGCCACUCGUCGCUGCUGAUGGACAGGUACAGUAUGCGCUGCGUGUGCCAUCGCCACAUUCGGCNGUUCAGCGAUUUUGUUUUCGAACGACGGAAGGUAGUGGCACGCGAAGGCAUGCGUUUCAAUCACCACCAGAUGUUUAUGAAAAUUUUAAGGAAAACGCAGCGAGUAUUAAUAACGAUUUGCAUUCACACAAUUUCCAUCAUAUUGUUGGCAGCAAUGUACCGUUGUACUAUGGGCAUGCGACAACAAAGAAGUCAACGAAUGCCGACUAUGGCAACUACUUGAGCCGACGACUCGUUGCUAAAUCCUGCUCGGACUCCUCCAUGGAAGGCAGGAGCUCUGAUAGCACCUACACAAGCAGCAGUGGCGGUGGUGGUAGUGGAGGCGCGGGUGUCGCGGGUGGUGGCUGCGGCGGCGGCGGCGGCGCCGAUGGCGGCAAGUCUGCGUCCAAGGGAAGCGCAGCAGCGGCCAAUGACAGCAACUGCGCGGGAAUUAGCGGCCGCUUUACACGUCAAGCGGUGAAUUCACGUUUCCCAGCCAUGGAUCGUAUGGAAAUGAAUAGCAACUAUAUGCGCGUUCAUAAGCCAACCACCAACUACAAUCAUCAAGCAGGCAUGGGCGCCUAUGCUCAGCUACAACAACAACAAAUGAAUAUGAGUUCAACGUAUCCGAAAAUUAACUAUGGUCUGCCCGCCACACAACACCAGCAGCAGCAGGCGCAGCAACAGCAACACCAACAACGUAGAAGAGCUCAACAGCAACAGCAACAAAGGCAAUCACAGCAGUCAUCGUUGGUGCAACCAGUUGUGAUCGGAACACGCGCCAUACAGCGUUCGCGUGGCUUUGGUGGUGGCGCCUUUGCUCCAGACAAUUUCCGUUCAGCCGAAAAUUCUCCAAAGGAGCAUAACAGUAAUACAGCGCUGCCUAACAGCAACAACAAAGUGAAUAACAAUUUGGAUGGCACCUAUACAAUUUAUACGAACAGAGAUAAUGAUACACACACGCCUGCAGCACUGGCAGCUAGUAAAGACAGCCAGCAGCAACAACAACACCAACAUGUGCAUGCGAAAGCCCCAACAGCAACGGCAGCAACAAAUGGACGUCGCUUCGUUAAUGUGGAAAAUUUUGCAAAGCAAAGGUAAGUUCGAUGGGUCUCA
This is a messenger RNA of Rhagoletis zephyria (snowberry fruit fly), 4776 nucleotides long. RefSeq lists its product as uncharacterized. NCBI's taxonomy places the organism in Eukaryota, Metazoa, Arthropoda, Insecta, Diptera, Tephritidae. Gene Ontology annotation, cellular component: cilium; cytoplasmic microtubule. The record is from RefSeq and is a predicted model, not a curated record. Gene Ontology annotation, biological process: microtubule cytoskeleton organization. Gene Ontology annotation, molecular function: microtubule binding.